Molecule: messenger RNA, 1487 nt
Organism: Brassica napus (rape)
Lineage: Eukaryota; Viridiplantae; Streptophyta; Magnoliopsida; Brassicales; Brassicaceae
Product: transcription factor MYB23-like
Exons: 3
Coding region: 223-939 (238 amino acids)
Source: RefSeq, a predicted model, not a curated record
GAGGAAUUAUUUCCGACGACGUGUUUCGUCGGUAUGUCGUCGGAAUAACGAUAUUCCGACGAAAUUCCGACGAUUUUUUCCCUCAGAAUCCUUGAUGUUUUCUUGUAGUGAUAGUAAGGCUCUCCUAAACAUGCAUCACUGAAUCAUCCACCCCAAUCGCAACAAGUGUCUCUCUCUCUCGUCCCUUCUCUCUCUUCCUCGGAAUCAAUAACAGUAAAAAAGAUGAGAAUGACAAGAGAUGGAAAAGACCAGGAGUACAAGAAAGGUUUAUGGACAGUGGAAGAAGACAAGAUCCUCAUGGAUUAUGUCCGAACUCACGGCCAAGGCCAUUGGAACCGCAUCGCCAAGAAGACAAGGCUCAAGAGAUGUGGGAAAAGCUGUAGAUUAAGAUGGAUGAACUACUUAAGCCCUAGUGUAAACAGAGGCAAUUUCACUGACCAAGAAGAAGACCUCAUCAUCAGACUCCACAAGCUCCUCGGCAACAGAUGGUCGUUGAUAGCGAAAAGAGAACCGGGAAGAACAGACAACCCGGUAAAGAAUUAUUGGAACACUCAUCUUAGCAAGAAACUCGCUCUCGGAGAUCAUACAUAUGCGGCCAAACUGGCCUGCGACACAGAGACUCCAGAGUCUUUGGUUAUCACAACAACCAAAACUUCUUCACAACCGUCUUUGGUCGUCACAACAACUACAACUUCUCCGUCUCAUCAAGAUGUUUCUCCGUCUCAUCAAGAUGUUGGUGAUGAAAUUUCAACUUUAAGAUUUGACACUACGGACGACGAUUCCAAACUCAAUAAAUCCAAACCGGUCUAUUCAAUACAACCCGACGUCGAAGUUGCAGCUACCAUUCCAAAUCUGUUCGACACUUUUUGGGUUCUUGAAGACAACUUCGACCUUAGUUCACUCACAAUGAUGGAUUUCGCAAAUGGGUAUUGCCUCUGAAUAUCGUUAUGAGGCUUCUAAGAUAUAAUUAUAAGAAUAAGAAUAUUUAUGAAUGCAAUUCAUUUUCUAUGUUUCUAUAGUUUUCUACUUCUUCUGUGAGAAGGAUGCAUGAUCAGAUGAUAAAGAAAUUAUAAAAAAAAAUGAUUUGGUUAUUCCCUAGUGUGACCAGAUUAAAUCAUAUUAAUAUAAAAUUUAUAUAAUUACUUUAUAGCUUUACAUUGUGUACUUCAUUCAUUAGCUUUCAUAUAAUCUUUGGCUUAACUUGUUGUUUUGGUUAAGAAAAUGAAGUGAUAAGUUGAUAAGCGGCUUUGUCGGCUAUUAAUACUAUACCUGUUCUUUAACAAACAAAAGAAGAAUACUACAUUUGGUUUUUGUCUGUCCAAAUUUACAGGUUGUUUCUGAAAACAACAUUCCCUGGACAGCUCUAUCAUAGACAACAUAUAUUAUAUAUAUAUAUUUUUUUUUUGACAGCAAACAAUGUACAGACUCAUAUUGACUCUGAGAAAACAUAUAAUAUUAUCAUAUUAUUAUACAGAUAAUAUAUUUAA